Symbiodinium necroappetens is the source of this 285-nucleotide messenger RNA. The record is from the annotation of a GenBank genome assembly. Lineage: Eukaryota; Dinophyceae; Suessiales; Symbiodiniaceae.
AUGGCUCUGCGUUCUCUUUGCCGGCCAACAGCCAGAGCAUGGGCCCGUGGCUUAGGAACAAGCUCCGUUCGGCUCUCCGAGGGCCCUCCAUGUGGCACCGCGUGCGCCACACCCACGCAGUGUGGCGAGAGCACGUCGAAGGCGGACAUAGCCCACAAAGCUGUCGGUAGCACUGGUGCCACCUAUGGGUAUUCGAAGAAAUUCGCUGAAGGAUGGGAGCGCGUCUUUGCGAAAAGAGGCCAGCAACAUGCUGAAGUCCAGAAGGACGCGACCUUGGACAGCUGA